Molecule: messenger RNA, 2283 nt
Organism: Syngnathoides biaculeatus (alligator pipefish)
Lineage: Eukaryota; Metazoa; Chordata; Actinopteri; Syngnathiformes; Syngnathidae
Gene: ppp2r2d
Product: protein phosphatase 2, regulatory subunit B, delta
Exons: 9
Coding region: 155-1510 (451 amino acids)
Biological process (GO): peptidyl-serine dephosphorylation
Cellular component (GO): cytosol; protein phosphatase type 2A complex
Molecular function (GO): protein binding; protein phosphatase regulator activity
Source: RefSeq, a predicted model, not a curated record
GCGUGUGUGUAUGGAUGGAUGGAUGGCCCUCAGUGUGUGGAAGUCAGCCGGCUAAGCUAACUAGCGGGCUAGUUGUCAAAACUGUGUGACUGCCAAGGCAUUUGUUGUAGAAAAGAAACUAUCGUGACAAAAUUAACACUUGUCCCUUUUUGCCAUGUUUUUUUACCUUCCAGGGGUUGCAGGAGGAAAUGAUUUUCAGUGGUGUUUCUCUCAAGUGAAAGGAGCGAUAGAUGAGGAUGUUGCGGAAGCCGACAUAAUCUCCACGGUUGAAUUCAACUAUUCCGGAGAGCUGCUCGCCACGGGAGACAAGGGCGGCAGAGUAGUCAUAUUUCAACACGAGCAGGAGUCUAAAAAUCGUCCGCACCUGCGCGGCGAGUACAACGUUUAUAGCACUUUUCAGAGUCACGAGCCUGAAUUUGACUACUUGAAAAGUUUAGAAAUUGAGGAGAAAAUCAAUAAAAUUAGGUGGCUACCCCAGCAGAAUGCGGCCCACUUUCUACUUUCGACAAACGAUAAAACUAUCAAAUUGUGGAAAAUAAGCGAACGAGACAAACGGGCGGAAGGAUACAACCUGAAAUAUGAAGACGGUCGACUCAUAGACCCCUUUAGAAUCACCUCUCUACGGGUACCGGUGCUAAUGCCGAUGGAUCUCAUGGUAGAAGCCAGCCCGCGGAGGAUCUUUGCAAAUGCGCACACCUAUCACAUUAAUUCCAUUUCUGUAAAUAGUGACCAUGAAACAUACCUCUCUGCAGAUGACCUAAGAAUAAAUUUAUGGCACUUGGAAAUCACAGACAGAAGUUUUAAUAUUGUAGACAUCAAGCCCGCCAACAUGGAGGAGCUGACGGAAGUCAUCACGGCGGCCGAAUGCCACCCCCACCAGUGCAAUGUAUUCGUGUACAGCAGUAGCAAAGGCACCAUCCGUCUGUGCGACAUGCGAGCAGCGGCGCUCUGCGACCGGCACACCAAGUUUUUCGAGGAGCCCGAGGACCCGAGCAGCCGCUCUUUCUUCUCCGAGAUCAUCUCGUCCAUCUCAGACGUGAAGUUCAGUCACAGCGGGCGCUACAUGAUGACACGUGACUACCUCUCUGUCAAAGUUUGGGACCUCAACAUGGAAAACCGGCCAGUGGAAACCUAUCAGGUCCACGAAUACCUUCGCAGCAAACUGUGCUCUCUGUAUGAAAACGACUGCAUCUUUGACAAGUUUGAGUGCUGCUGGAAUGGCACCGACAGCGCCAUCAUGACGGGCUCGUACAACAACUUCUUCCGAAUGUUUGACCGCAACACGAGGCGGGACGUGACGCUGGAGGCGUCACGGGAGAGCAGCAAGCCGCGGGCCACGCUGAAGCCGCGCAAGGUGUCCACGGGCGGCAAGAGGAAGAAGGACGAGAUCAGCGUGGACAGCCUGGACUUCAACAAGAAGAUCCUGCACACGGCCUGGCACCCCAAAGAGAACGUCAUCGCCGUGGCCGCCACCAACAACUUGUACAUUUUCCAGGACAAGAUCAACUAAGGCCACGGAGAGGGCUCGCGGCAUACCUGUUGUAGUUCAGCCUACUGCGUGUCUAUCUCUAUAAGAACAAAAAUGAAAAAAAAAACGGCCUCGUCGUCCUCCUGGUGAAGAAUUUUUGAAACCACGCGUCUACUUUUUUGGGAGGCUGACCCCCGUAGGUCUGUUUUAUUUUGAGUCUACGCUUUCGGUUGUUUUUGCCUCUUGGCAUCAGGGCAAUCGCCACAGCGCCCCGCUCCCCCUACCACCCCCCACCCGCCCUGCCAUCUCCCCUCACCCUUCCCCCCCCCCCCCCCCAAUGACCCAGAAAGCACUAUCUGGGUCCAGUUGACUGAAUGGGCGCUCUCCCCAGAGGUCAAACUCUUGAACCUUCGGUGUUUGUGUCGACAUUUUUAGCCUCCGCUUCGCCAUUUUUUUUUUUUUUUUUUUUUAAAGGCUCGGAAGCCUCCCCCGUCCCCCCAUCGAGAAAGCGACGUACCAACCGUUUGAAAGCUUCCCGGGCCCCGAAGAGCGGAUUUAACGGCCGGGCCGGGCAGGGGUCGUGGGGGGGGGGGGGGCAAACUGAUAACAUUCCCUCCCUCCCGUCGGCUGCGCAUCUGCUGGCGGAGAUGCGCUGUGAAUCUGGAGAGCGGACUUUUUUUUCUUUUUCUUCCCUCCCUUCAUACUUACUUCCUCUUCCCCCCCACCCCGACCCAUCAAUACAGUGACCCGAUUUCACUGACUGUAUCUACUCGAGUACACCUUGUCAUCCACAUAAUAAAAAGAAACUAAAACGA